This is a messenger RNA of Aspergillus campestris IBT 28561, 1670 nucleotides long. RefSeq lists its product as uncharacterized. Gene Ontology annotation, molecular function: NAD binding; oxidoreductase activity, acting on the CH-OH group of donors, NAD or NADP as acceptor. Gene Ontology annotation, biological process: glycerol-3-phosphate catabolic process. The record is from RefSeq and is a predicted model, not a curated record. Lineage: Eukaryota; Fungi; Ascomycota; Eurotiomycetes; Eurotiales; Aspergillaceae. The transcript has a single exon. Bases 342 to 1583 code for a protein of 413 amino acids.
CGAAAACUUAGGUACCACGAUAAUAAACAGGAUGAUUGACCCUGGGUCCAUGAGAUGCGUCAGGGACACGUGGGGACGGUGCAGACGAUUUGCAUCCGCGAGUCCAACAAGGUUCAACCGGGUGGUGUGAGAGGACAUUCGAGGUAGAGGUCGGUUAACCGGAGGGGUAUAUCGGUAUUUCCAGGAUAUGGGUGUCUGACUAGGGGUUAUUGAUCUGCAGAUGAGGUGACUAUAUAAGCAGCGCGUCCUCGCGAGUAUAAGGAGCACAUCAAAGCAUUUUAAUCCAUAAGAAUCCUCGUUCUUUUCCUCACACCAUCAUCCAGUCCGAGAAUAGUAACACCAUGGCAGUCGAUAACUUUGAUCUCUCCCCAGAGGUGACCAUCAUUGGUGCAGGGCCUUGUGGGUGUGCAUUUGCAGCCGACCUCGCGAGCCGUGGCAAGUCGGUGAUGCUGUACGGCCACCCCGACCAUCGCGGGGCCAUUCCCAUGAUUGAGAAGAAUGGUGGCUGGCUCAAGGCCAGCGGGGAAAUCAGUGGGACGUUUCAGGUCCAGACGACCAGCGAUUUCGAUGUCGCGGCCCGACACUCCGCGUUCCUGGUGAGCACUGUGCCCUCAUACGGACAGGAGACCAUCCUACAGGCCCUAAGCCCGUGCGACCUUCAACAUCACACCCUUAUCGUUAACGUCGGCAACUUCUUCUACCUCGCCUCCCGCCAGAAGAUCAAUCCCAAGAAUGUCCUCGAAACCGACAUCUCCCCAUAUGCCACCCGCAUCACGGGAGACACGGUCUUCGUCAAGGGGGUGAAGAAAAGCCUCGCCAUCUGGGCCGAGCCGCCCACCUCCGAGACCGAGGCCUCUUACUACAACCAAGCCGACGUGGACUUCCUCCACCAGGAAGUCGAGUCCAUCUUCUCGCAGCGCCUCGUGUGGUGCAAGAACCUGCUGGAAGUAGGCCUGAACAACAUCAACCCGGUCGUGCACUGCCCGGCGGCGCUCAUGAACGCAGGCUGGAUCGAAGCUACCCGAGGCGACUUCUUCUUCUACGCGCAGGGUAUGUCGCCCGCCGUGUCGCGCGUGACGGAGAAGAUCGACGGCGAGCGUUUGGCCAUCGCACGCGCUUACGGUCUCGACCUCGUCUCCAUCACCGACUACAUGAACCAGAACUACCGCCACGAUCAGGAGUUCAGCGACUACCAUGACUUUGCGCGCGGGUCCGUCAUCCACAACAAGACUAAGAGCGCGCCCACCUCCAUGAACCACCGCUACCUGCUCGAGGAUAUCCUGUUCGCCAUGGUACCGUGGUACGAGCUCGGCUUGAAGGCUGGUCUGUCGUCGCCGACUAUCCACUCGCUGAUCGAGCUGGCCUCUGUCGUCAGUGGGUUUGAUUACCUGACGCAUGGGAGGAGCUUGCGGGCGGCGGGCUUCGAGGAGUUGUCCAUGGAACAGAUCCUGUUGGCGCUAGGUGGACCGGCAGACAAUGCUGCAGCUGCUGUGCUUGCCCCGUUGUCGGACUCCCGCAUCAAUGGUAGGGUCAACGGGGUGGACUCGCAUGUCGCGUUGCCCAAGACUCAAGUGGUUGCUUGAGGUUGUCUGUUUAUUUCAUGUCGUUUACGUUUGUACAUACUUCAUACCUCUUGUUUGUUGAACUUCUUGUUAUAUAUUAUGUUCCCU